This is a messenger RNA of Cherax quadricarinatus, 800 nucleotides long. Lineage: Eukaryota; Metazoa; Arthropoda; Malacostraca; Decapoda; Parastacidae. The record is from RefSeq and is a predicted model, not a curated record.
GGUGAUCUUCAGACUGGGCUCCUACCCUGACAAUGAUGGCAGGGAAUCUCACGUCUAUAAGGCUGAACACCCAUCAUUUUUCCUGCGAGCACCGACGGUAGAGAUCAGUGACACCACCAGCCCCACACAGCCGCCCUCACUCGCUGCCUCCACACCCAGUGAGUCUCAUACUCCCAGACUCAAUGAUAUCAACACUUCUACUAAGACCAGCAUCUCUGGUACAGCAGGCAAACCAAUCUGCCCUGACGGACCCUACCUUGGCCACCUUCCUUGAUGUUGCUGUACUCCGCUGCCUCUUUGUGCACCAGUGGAUGGAAGAGGGGGUUUAUUGGGCUAUUAAUUUUAUUUACAGAAGACUUCAGGACAUUGGCGAGGAGACUGGACAUAAUGUUCCUCCAAGACGACGAAGCAAUUCUCUCCCAAUCCCUAAGAUUCAUGUCUCCCUUCACUGUGAUGCUGCAGAUGAAAGGAAACCCAGGGAGGGUCCCGAGCAGUGUGAUCAGUCGUAUUCUGAUUACAUCAGUGAUUCACCAUUCUUGUCGGACCAUCCAUGUCCUCAGCGAGAAGGUAUGACUAGUUCUGGAGGCAGCACGAGGAAGAAAAAGAAACUCGAUGAACUAAAGGCUUUUGUUGAGACUAAGCUGCGAUCUUGUUCUGAGAAGGCCCUUGAAAAGAUAGGACAUGAUGAUUCUCGGAGGUCUUCAGUCUCUGAGGAACCGGGUGGAGCUGGUGGAGAGUUUGGUAGGCAGCUUCCUGGGAUUAUAGAUGCGAGAGAAUUCAAGGCUCAAACUCUGCUCUAG